AUAGGCAUGCUUCGUUGUGGAGAGCAGCAUGAGUCAUUUUUCAAUUCAGUUUGUGGCAAUACUUUCACUCACGCUUUUGCUUCCAAAUACGCAUGGCUGGGGAGACGAUGGGCAUGUCAUUGUUUGCAAGAUCGCCCAGGCUCGUCUGAGCAAAAGUGCUGCAGAGGCUGUGAAAAAUCUGCUGCCAAAAUCUGCAGAAAACGAUUUAUCGAAGAGGUGUUCGUGGGCAGAUCAUGUUCAUCACAUCUUUCCCUGGUCCUCUGCUUUGCACUAUGCAAAUACUCCUGAUGCCGUUUGCAGUUACAAAAACAGCAGGGAUUGCAUUGAUUACAAAAAGGGAAUUAAGGGGCGAUGUGUUGUGGCUGCGAUUAACAAUUUCACAACGCAACUUCUCGAAUAUGGCAGUGAAACAAAAUCCAAAUAUAACCUCACACAAUCUCUUUUCUUCCUUUCACAUUUUGUGGGAGAUAUCCACCAGCCUCUACAUUGUGGUUUUAUCUCCGAUAGUGGAGGCAACAAAAUUAAUGUUCACUGGUACAAAAGGAAGCAAAACCUCCACCAUGUUUGGGAUCAUACCAUACUUCAAACAGAAGUUGACAGAUUUUAUGACUCAGACAUGGACGAGUUCGUCGAUGCAAUUCAACAGAAUAUUACGAAAGUAUGGGCCGAUGAAGUAGAAGAAUGGGAACACUGCGCUGACAAUGACCUUCCAUGCGCAGCUCUAUAUGCAUCUGAAAGUACCAUAGAUGCUUGUAAAUGGGCAUAUAAAGAUGCCACAGAAGGUUCAGUGCUAAAGGAUGAUUACUUUCUUUCACGUUCACCAAUAGUCAAUUUGCGGUUAGCUCAAGCAGGAGUUCGUUUGGCUGCUAUUCUCAAUCGUGUUUUUGACAGAAAGCUUUCAUCGUCGAUGUAGUUUAUUGAAAGAGAGUGAGUCCACAAUUUGGUUAAUAAAGAGGAAUAAAGUGCCGUCUAAUUCCUAAGCUUAACUUUAAGUGCACUAGUCUUUCUCAUUGUUGAGUUUAUAUGUUUAUGUAAACAUUGGAGAAAAUGAAGUCUAGGAAACUUCCAAGUCUUCAUCUAUUAAAUUGGAAUGCAUUUGGUUAUUAUCUAUUAAA
This is a messenger RNA of Vigna unguiculata (cowpea), 1115 nucleotides long. RefSeq names its product endonuclease 2-like. The record is from RefSeq and is a predicted model, not a curated record. Gene Ontology annotation, molecular function: endonuclease activity; nucleic acid binding. Gene Ontology annotation, biological process: DNA catabolic process. NCBI's taxonomy places the organism in Eukaryota, Viridiplantae, Streptophyta, Magnoliopsida, Fabales, Fabaceae.